AAGCACGUGCAGCUCAGCUCUGUGCUCCUCGUCAGGAUCAAGAUGGCAGCCUCCGUGUGUCGGUGUUACGAGCUGGUCGGCAGACGUGCCCUGACCUUCUGCUCCCGCUCUCUGGUGUCCUCACGUUGGAAAGAAGAUGUGUACAGGUUACAUCAGAGCCCUGCUGCAGCACUGCAGGUGCGAUAUGCCUCAGGACGGAAAGGUUUUCUGGGGGAGUUUGUGGACAGCCUUCGUCAGGAGUUCAGUAAGAAUCAGGAGAUGAAGGACAACAUAAAGAAGUUCAGAGAAGAAGCCAAGAGGCUCGAAGAGUCUGAUGCUCUGCAACAGGCCCGCAGGAAAUUUAAAACUAUUGAAGCUGAGACAGCGAAGACUUCAGAGGUUUUUAAGAAGACGUUUGGCUCCCUGUCAGAAACUGUCAAAGAAGGUCUCGAGGAGGUGACUCGCACCGACAUCGGGAAGAAGAUCAAGGAAGGUGUGGAGGAGGCAGCCAAGACGGCCAUGCACUCUGCUGAAAGUGUCUCCAAAGGUGGAGAGAAACUGGGCAAGACCUCUGCAUUCAGGGCCAUCUCACAGGGUGUGGAAACCAUGAAGAAGGAGAUAGACGUUGGCGAUGCAGGACCGUACAGAGCUCCCCCUCAGCUCAGAAAAAGAAGUGAUUUUUCCUCUAAAGCAGGAGACAGUGACUCCAGAGUGUUUGAAGCCAACGAGGAGGCUAUGGGUGUGGUUCUCCACAAAGAUUCAAAGUGGUACCAGCAGUGGAAGGACUUCAAGGACACCAAUGUUGUUUUUAAUAGAUUCUUUGAAAUGAAGAUGAAAUAUGAUGAAAGUGACAAUGCUCUUAUUAGAGCAUCCAGAGCUGUAACUGACAGUGUCACUGGUUUCCUAGGUGGUCUGUUCUCCAAGACAGAAAUGUCUGAGGUUCUGACAGAGAUCGUGAAAGCAGACCCCAACUUUGACAAAGACUCGUUUCUGAAACAGUGUGAGAAAGACAUCAUCCCUAACAUUCUGGAGGCCAUGAUCCGUGGGGAGCUGGAUGUACUAAAAGAUUGGUGCUAUGAAGCUACAUACAGUCAGCUGGCUCAUCCCAUCCAACAGGCCAGAGCGCUUGGGCUGCUCUUCCAGUCCAAAAUCCUGGAUAUUGACAACAUAGAUUUGGCGAUGGGUAAGAUAAUGGACCAGGGUCCAGUGCUGAUCAUCACCUUCCAGGCUCAGGUCGUCAUGGUGAUCCGCAGCCCAAAAGGAGAUGUCGUGGAGGGAGAUCCGGAUAAGGUGAUGAGGAUGAUGCAUGUUUGGGCGUUGUGUCGUGACCAAGAGGAGCUGAACCCCAACGCAGCCUGGAGACUCCUGGACAUCUCGGCCUCUAGCACUGAGCAAGUCCUCUAGGAGGAGGAACGCUGGUGAAAAGGUCCACCUGGGACACGUGAACUGAGAGCAAGGGCAGAGAAUACAAGGAUGUGCCUGGACUACCUAGACAUACUGACUCAUAUAUUUGUACAUUUAACACCUGAGGGCAGAAAAUGCUGCCGUGUUGUGUCAGAGACUAUUACUGCACCCAGUGUAUGUAGUUACCCACUGUAAGGUGCAAAAAUAUUCCUGAACGAGGAGAUAAGCUACCGAUAUAAGAUAAAUCAAUAGAAAGUGCACGCUCACAUGCACACAAACACGCCAACAUGUUUGUGUCAGCUCUUGCACGAGUUAGCUCAGUGUUUGAGUCACACACUAUUUAAAAACAAUUCUACAUUCAUAUUUGAGUGGCUGGAACCAUUUCCGUCAUCGGGCUAAAGGAGGAGCCCCAGCGGUUGCGUCAUAUGAUGGUACAAUCCAUUCAUAACAGGCUUUGUUUAAGAUGCUUGUGAAGAAAAGAGGUGAUGCAACAUCCUCACACAUUUGAUGCCAAAACCAGGAGUUACGGUCUGCGGUGCAGAGCCUUGGUUCAACAACUUUCCUGAGGGAGACGGCAUGAAAUACCUCAUUCAUCAACACAAACAUGUCCCAUGCUUCAAGUUAAUGGGGCACUUCACUAAUUUUAUUAAUGUAGACUGGUUUAAUUGUCACAAGGAGUCGACCCAGCUUGGGAAAACAUUUGCAUAAUGGAUGUGGAUCUAAAGGAAGCUUCCUAAAUUUAAUAGAGUUACCUUAGGUUGAGCGUGAGACUUGUGUGUUUAUGUACUUGAGGUAUGACACUUGAAAGGAAAUUGCACCUAGAAGACAGGAAUUGUUAAAUGAAAGAUGCCUUUGAGUUGCGACCAGAGUUUGACCCCAUAAUAUGGAUGAAAUGCUUUCAUUUAAACAUUUCUGUUAACUUCAUGGUCAUACUAAACCACCAUAGCACAAACAACUGGAUGUUUUUCAAACAAUUCCUGGUUUAUGUCUUUCUAAACCGCCUACAAUCACUGAAAAGUAGAACGGUAUAUGAACUAUUAAGAGGCUGAUGAGGGGAAAAUGGUUGACAUCUCCUUUUAUAAAGAUAAAUUAUCUUUUAUUAUAAGAUAAGAUGCUGUGAUGACUGCUGCUGGUUCAAACAAACGCUGGGCAAUAAAGUAUUAUCAAAGUCUGAUGUGACGUUAAGCAAAAGUGUAACCGUUGAAGUCUUUGUUUUCUCCCCUUUCAAUCCAUCUUAAACCAUCCAUUAUUUGUCAUGAUAAUUAUUGAUAUUGUCUAAUUUGGCAUAUUUUAUUGUGGUAAUACUUUUGGCCAUAUUGCCCAGAGCUGGUUUCCUCCAGCGUUUACAUCAGAAAUUAAUACAAAAAAAACCCAAAAACAUUCCAAAAUGAAGAUGAUGUAGGAUGUAAUGAUAGUCUGGGUCAAUCCCAUCACAUGUACUAUAGCUCCAGGCGUCAGUAACUGCGGAAAACACAUCCCUGGUUUGGGUCUGUAUACAUAUUGAAACACUGUUUAUGGUUCUGCUACGAGCAUUAUAUGAAGAAGAAAUGUCCUUUCUCCACAUAUUGACGAGCUCUUGCCAUUUUGUUAGAACUGUUUGUGAAAUCAGAUGAGCCCCUUUGUGAGCUCGGGUUGGGACCACGUUAUUGUUUGUGAAUGAAUUUGCCGUCUUAUGAUGCACAUUUCAGCUGUUUGUCUUACCGGACUGUUUGGUUUAAUGUCGUGUGUGUGACUUUUCAUGAACAUUAGUGAAUAAGAAACUUGACGUCACUGUUGUGUCGACUUUUCUGUGGGUUUCUCCUCUCAGGCCACUGUAGUUUGACCACAUUGUGAUUAAUCAAUGUCUUUUGGUUACGUCCAGAGCUUCAAUGCUUUAAUUACUGAACAUCUUUGAUGGUCACACCAUUGUUGACUCUAAUUCUCGUGGUUGUGUUAUUUCAUGACAUGUGGCAGGUCUGAACAAAUGUAGGCUGUAAACGUUGCAGUAUAGAUAUUUUUAACAAAAAUAUCGAUAAAAUAAAAAUGUUAAAAACCAUUUCACAUUUAAUCACUGAAAUAAAUAAUUUAUUGAUUUUAUGACCUUACAGCUCACCUUCAGUGCCUGAUGGCCCACGUGCAUUUUCCUUGAGAUUUAAACAUUACAUUUAUCAGUCAACAGUCAUACUUUCCUCUUGUUUACCAAAAAGAAAAUAUGUUCACAAACGAUCAAUUUAUGCAUCUGUAAAAUAAAAAGCUCUGUUUUAUGUUUUACUUCA
Messenger RNA from Solea solea (common sole), 3638 nucleotides. RefSeq names its product mitochondrial import inner membrane translocase subunit TIM44-like. The record is from RefSeq and is a predicted model, not a curated record. NCBI's taxonomy places the organism in Eukaryota, Metazoa, Chordata, Actinopteri, Pleuronectiformes, Soleidae. The transcript is spliced from 13 exons. Gene Ontology annotation, cellular component: mitochondrial inner membrane. Bases 43 to 1383 code for a protein of 446 amino acids. Gene Ontology annotation, molecular function: protein-folding chaperone binding. Gene Ontology annotation, biological process: protein import into mitochondrial matrix.